AUGCUCGAGCUGACCAACUACCGUCUCUCUUUUGUUGCCAAUGGAGGAGUGCGAUUAAGCUUCUAUUCUGUACCAUUGACCACUAUUCAGUCGGUAGAGCUGAAGCGCUCUUUUAGAACCGAUCAAGCAAUCCAGCAGGCUGGACUGUUUCUCCUUUGUAAAGAUAUGCGACAGAUUCGUUUUGUUUUGCCUGUAUGCACUCUGAUAUUCAUUUACGAUGUCAGAGCACGUGAUGAAUUGGGUAAGUAUAUCACUGAUACCAUUCACCCAACUCAACGCAUGCUGCCACUCUUCGCCUAUGUAUUCGGUGAGGCCUGUAUUGCCAAGAGCCUCUACCUCAAAUCAGGUUGGAAUGUCUACAGCCCGGAAGACGAAUACCACCGACAAAAUGUGGUGAAUAAUGGCUGGCGGAUAAGUAAGGUGAACGAGGGCUACAAACUGUGCCGCACCUACCCAGAAGUGCUUGUAGUACCGGUGAAGGUAACGGAUGAUCUACUUGUCCGUUGUGCUCCGCACCGGGCUCGUGGCCGUCUUCCAGUUCUCUCUUGGCUGCACCCUGAGAGCCGCGCCAGUCUCACUCGCGCCGCUCAGCCUCUGGCUGGUGUCCAGGGCCGUCGAAACGAGGCUGACGAGGAGCUUGUCCGUUGCAUUCGCGAGGCCAAUGCCAAUACUGUCAACCUCCUCGUCUUCGAUGCUCGACAUCAGUUCACAGCUGUGGUCAACCGCGGGCGCGGCGGAGGCAUGGAGAACCCAGCAUUCUACACCAACAUUCAGUACUCUUUCAUGAAUAUCCCCAACCUCCAUGCAAUGCGUGCCUCAUUUGCGAAGCUGAUGACUGCUAUUAAUUCUGUAACUCUUACUCAGCAAGAUAAUGUGUCAUGGCUCAAAACCAUCCACGACACCAAGUGGCUCUACAACACGCAGCAGAUUCUCUCUGCUGCUGCUGCUGCUGCUGACCAAAUCGAGAAUCACAAGUCCUCCAUCCUCGUUCAUUGCUCAGAUGGGUGGGACCGCACUCCACAAGUAACCAGUCUUGCAAUGUUGAUGCUGGAUCCCUACUAUCGUACUCUGCGCGGAUUCCAAACUCUCGUUGAGAAGGAGUGGGUUUCCUUUGGCCAUAAAUUCUGCCAGCGUACUGGUGGUCCCGCAGAUGGCGGUCAUCUUAUCUUCACCCACAACUCUCCUACUCUCACAGCCACCCCUACUCCCACAAAAGUGGGAACAUCCAAUCCCGAAGAGCGUUCGCCCAUCUUCCUGCAGUUUAUUGAUUGUGUUUGGCAAAUGACGAUCCAGUUCCCCGCCUCAUUCGAGUUUAACGAGCACUUCCUUGUCACCAUACUAGACGAACUGUAUGCCAGUAGGUUCGGAACUUUCCUCUUCGACUCGGAGUGUGAAGCGCGCAACAACUUCGUUCGUACAAAAACUGUUUCUCUAUGGGGUUACAUAAACUCUAACAUCAAGGCAUACUUGAAUCCCACCUACACGCCUGCAGAGGUGUCAGGACAUCGAUUAAUCAUUCCCUGUUCUAUGUCAUACCGGCUAGAGUUGUGGACGGGCUAUUACCUGCGUUGGCAGCCAUUCAUGCGGUGUCAGGAGCCGGUGGUAUCGCGUAGCGCUAAGGUGCUCGAUCGCAUGCAGAAGUUCAGGGCUCUUUCGCGACACAAUAAGCGUGGGGGUACUCAAGAGGGGAGUGUCUCACCCGCAGCGAACUCGGUCGCUUCACUACCACUGGCAGAGAUGAGCACGCACGAUGCUUCAGUCAUCCUACCUGCUGUCCAGUCGGCUGUCUCGCCUCGUCGCAUCUUCCCUCGUUUCCCCAUCUCAACUAGCAGCACAGCCGCUGUCACUGCUGCUCCUGCAGUGGAGAAGACCCCUGUGGUGGUCGCCCAGCCCUGA
Messenger RNA from Hydatigera taeniaeformis, 1896 nucleotides. NCBI's taxonomy places the organism in Eukaryota, Metazoa, Platyhelminthes, Cestoda, Cyclophyllidea, Taeniidae. The record is from the annotation of a GenBank genome assembly.